AUGCUGCUCACCGUGUACUGUGUGCGGAGGGACCUCUCCGAGGUGACCUUUUCCCUCCAGGUCGACGCCGACUUUGAGCUGCACAACUUCCGCGCUCUGUGUGAGCUCGAGUCCGGCAUUCCCGCGGCUGAGAGCCAGAUUGUCUACGCUGAAAGGCCUCUCACAGACAACCACAGAUCACUGGCGUCUUACGGCUUAAAAGAUGGCGAUGUUGUGAUUUUACGACAGAAGGAGAAUGCAGACCCUCGACCUUCGGUGCAGUUCCCAAACUUACCCCGAAUAGACUUCCGUAGCAUAGCUGUGCCUGGCACGUCAAACACCCGGCAGCGCCAGCCACCAGGAGUACAGCAAUCCCACUCAGCUCCUGGAGAAAUAGCCUCAUCUCCUCAGGGCUUGGACAAUCCAGCCUUGCUCCGAGACAUGUUGCUGGCCAACCCCCAUGAGCUGUCCUUGCUGAAGGAACGCAAUCCACCCUUGGCAGACGCUCUGCUCAGUGGAGAUCUUGAGAGAUUUUCUAGGGUCCUGGUGGAGCAGCAACAGGACCGAGCCCGGAGAGAGCAAGAAAGGAUUCGUCUCUUUUCUGCGGACCCUUUUGAUCUUGAAGCUCAGGCAAAGAUAGAAGAAGAUAUAAGGCAACAGAACAUUGAGGAAAACAUGACAAUAGCCAUGGAAGAGGCUCCGGAAAGUUUUGGCCAAGUAGUGAUGCUUUAUAUUAACUGCAAAGUGAAUGGACAUCCUGUGAAAGCCUUUGUUGACUCAGGUGCCCAGAUGACUAUUAUGAGCCAAGCUUGUGCAGAAAGGUGUAACAUAAUGAGGCUGGUAGACCGCCGGUGGGCAGGAAUCGCGAAAGGAGUGGGCACUCAGAAGAUCAUUGGAAGGGUACAUCUAGCUCAGGUUCAAAUUGAAGGUGAUUUCCUGGCGUGUUCCUUCUCCAUACUUGAGGAACAGCCCAUGGACAUGCUUCUGGGACUGGAUAUGUUGAAACGGCAUCAGUGUUCCAUUGACCUCAAGAAGAACGUACUCGUGAUCGGCACCACAGGCUCGAAGACCACCUUCCUUCCCGAGGGGGAGUUACCAGAGUGUGCCCGGUUGGCAUAUGGGGCCGGGCGAGAUGAAGUACGGCCAGAGGAGAUUGCAGACCAAGAACUGGCAGAAGCCCUUCAAAAAUCCGUAGAGGAUGCAGAGAAAAGCGGUAAAGAAACUACCUCACUGGGAAUGUCAUCAUUACCAACUUCAGAUGGAUUUAACCAUCAAGCCCAUCCUCCAGGACUGAGUCCUGAGAUUGGUAAUCCUCCAAGUCGUGCUCACUCUGUCUCUGCUUCAGUCAGCCCUAUCCAGUCCAGUGACCCAGACAGCAUUGAACCUAAAGCUGUGAAGGCUUUGAAGGCUUCAGCUGAAUUCCAGAUAACCUCUGAGCAGAAAGAACAUCUUCCUCCACAGGAUCUUUCUGAUUGUACUCUUUCAGCAGACAGUGCUCCAGCAGACCAGAGUCCAGCUAUGCCUUUGCAGAAUUCACUCGAAGAAGCCAUUGUUGCAGAUCAUCUAGAGAAAUCUGCUGAAAGAAGCACCCAGGGCCUCAAAUCUCAUCUCCACACAAGACAGGAAGCUGAUUUAUCUGUCACAACUACUGGGAUGCAAGAACCGCAGAGGCUCACAGGGGAGAAAGGUUGGCACCCAGAAUAUCAGGACCCAAGUCAGGUGAGUGGCCUUCAGCAGCACGAAGAACCAAGGAAUGAACAGCAUGAGGUUAUACAACAGAGUGCUUCACAUGACCAAGACCAUCUUUGUCACACAGGGGACCUUGAACUUCUUGGAGAAAGGCAACAAAGCAGUGCUGGUUUGGAAGCUGCAAUGAAAGGAGACAGGCUACAGCAGAAUGUGGACCUUCCGGGUACAGAGAAAGAUAUUCUACCUUCAAGAUGCCUUGGCUGCUCAAAUUCAGAAACACUUAUGGAAGUAGAUAUUGUCGAACAGUCCCUAGUUGCUGUGCUGAAUUCAGGAGGUCAGAAUACCAAUGUCAGAAACAUUGGUGCAUCUGAUCUCAUCUUAGAUAAUCCCUUGAUGGAAGUAGAAACAUCAAAAUGUAACCCUUCCUCUGAAAUUUCGAGUAAUUCCAUUUCUACUCAGGAUUUACAGCUUCUAGAAAGUAAUGUUGAAAUGUCUGAAACAGGUAAAGAAUGCGGGGAUCGCCCUUCCUCUUUAGUAAGUCUCUGUGGCAGUUGUCAGCCCUCUCUAGAGUCAACAGAGGAAUCUUGCUCAUCCAUAACGGCAGCCUUGAAGGAACUUCAUGAACUUUUGGUCAUUAGUAGUAAACCAGCUUCAGAAAACACAUUUGAAGAAGGUAUCUGUCAAUCAGAGACAGUAAUUGAGGGCCAAGCAGGUAUUAAGGAUCUUUCUGAAAGAUGGACCCAAAAUGAGCAUCUUACAACAACCCAGAGUAAACAGUGUUCACAGGUCUCCUUUCAUCAGGCUAUAUCUGUAUCAGUGAAGACAGAAGAAUUAACAGACACUUCAGCUGACGCUGGAGUGGAAGAUGUAGAAACUGUUAACUUGAGGGGUCCAGAUGAUGGCCUAUUAACUGAUAAGGGAGGUGUCCCCAAGUCCAAGGAGUCAGUAAACGAGAGUAGUUCUGUUACUGUAGCCUCAGCAGAAGCGUCUAAUCAUCUACAUUGCACCUUAGGUGUAGAGAUUUCACCCAGACUGUUAGCAGAUGAGGAGGAUACACUCAAUCAGACUUCUGAGCAAACUGAGUCCUCAUCACCCGCUUGCAUCCUGGUUAGAGAUUUGGGUCAGGGCACACAGAAUCCAGUGACAGACAGGCCUGAGGCCAGGGAACAUGUCUGUCCUGAAGCUGCAGGGUCACUUCUAGGAUUUGAACCACCUACCAGCCAUCCGUCACCAAGUCCCUCCUUUCUUGCACCAUUAAUUUUUCCUGCUGCAGACAUUGACCGGAUUCUCCGUGCUGGCUUUACUUUGCAGGAAGCUCUUGGGGCUUUGCAUCGAGUUGGUGGAAAUGCAGACCUUGCACUUCUUGUCUUGCUAGCAAAGAACAUUGUAGUUCCUACGUAA
Messenger RNA from Rangifer tarandus platyrhynchus (Svalbard reindeer), 3069 nucleotides. The record is from the annotation of a GenBank genome assembly. NCBI's taxonomy places the organism in Eukaryota, Metazoa, Chordata, Mammalia, Artiodactyla, Cervidae.